UUUUGCUCUGUCAUUUGGUGUUUUAUACCUGGUUUUCAGUUGCGUUAGGAUAUUACUGUUGAAUAAUUUUCAUGCAAGAUCAAUUUUAAAAUUAACACCCUCUCUCUUACGUCUAAGAUGGUUGAACUGGGAACCUCCAAAUUCUUCUUCUUUUGGGUGCCCCGUGGAAGUUCAGGUUAGUUAUAUAUUAGUUUUGUUUUCCUUUUAUUUAUUUAUUGAAGCAGAUACAACUAGCAUGCAUGGAGUGUAGAGAAGUCAACGUGGAUUCUACCGAACCAGUUGUGUAUAUAUACAUAGACACAGAAAGGAAGAAAAUCAUUGCAUGCUUUGAUAAUGGAGUCAAGAAAAAGCGCAGUGUUGCUGAUAUUUCUUUCAGUUUCAAUGUGGCGGGUGCAGAGUGGAAGUAGCAGUGUCAUCGUGUCGAAGGAUGGGAGUGGAGAUUACAGAACGGUGAGUGAAGCCAUUAUUGAAGCUCCUGACAUGAGUGACAAACCUUACACCAUUCACGUUCGAGCAGGCACUUAUCAAGAAUACCUCUUCAUUCCUUCGCAUAAGACUAAUAUUAGGCUCCUCGGAGACGGACCUCACCACACCAAAAUAGUAAGCUACCAAAGUGGUUCCACCAUAGACAUUCGUGGAGAUGGGUUCAUGGCGGCGAAGAUGGGAUUUGCGAACUGGGCAGGGCUAAACGCGAGCGGUGCAGUGGCGGUUCGGAACGAGGCAGACAAGAGCGUAUUCUUCCAAUGCUCCAUCCAAGGACUCCAGGACACUCUGUGGGCGGUUUCCGGCCGCCACUUCUACAAAAACUGCGAUAUCUACGGCACGGUGGACUUCAUCUACGGCAGCGCGGCGGCGGUGUUCCAGGACUGCAUGGUGUACGCGCGGUACAGAGAGUACGUGACGUUCACGGCGCAGUCGCGAGAGGAUCCGAAUGAGAAGAGCGGGUUCAGUUUCCAGAGAUGCGAAUUCAGAAUGUCGCCGGAGGAUGAGAGCAGAAAGAGAGAGGUGCAUGCGAGCCUCGGGCGUCCCCUGAGACCCUAUUCCACCGUCGCCAUUCUCCACUCUUACAUUGACUCCAUCGUCGAUCCAAAAGGUUGGGAGCCCAUGCCCCACCAGCCCACCGACAAAGUCACCUACAUCGAGUUUCAGAAUUUUGGGCCGGGCUCUAACACCGACGACAGAGUUAACUGGGCCGGCGUCACCGUCCUUAGCCACCCGGCCCAACUAGCCCCUUUCACCGCCUCCUAUCUCUUAGACGCUGACUCUUGGAUUCCCUCCACCGGAGUUCCCUACCACACUGGACUAUAGUGUACUCAAUCAAAUGUAUCUGUUCUGCUGCAACAAAUAUUACUGCAAUUUUUACAUUUUCAAAUUAAUCGCUAUUU
Vigna unguiculata (cowpea) is the source of this 1385-nucleotide messenger RNA. Its product is annotated as putative pectinesterase/pectinesterase inhibitor 36. NCBI's taxonomy places the organism in Eukaryota, Viridiplantae, Streptophyta, Magnoliopsida, Fabales, Fabaceae. Gene Ontology annotation, molecular function: pectinesterase activity. Gene Ontology annotation, biological process: cell wall modification. The record is from RefSeq and is a predicted model, not a curated record.